Messenger RNA from Lotus japonicus, 2104 nucleotides. RefSeq lists its product as uncharacterized. Bases 51 to 1637 code for a protein of 528 amino acids. The record is from RefSeq and is a predicted model, not a curated record. NCBI's taxonomy places the organism in Eukaryota, Viridiplantae, Streptophyta, Magnoliopsida, Fabales, Fabaceae. Gene Ontology annotation, biological process: regulation of DNA-templated transcription; rRNA processing; RNA methylation. Gene Ontology annotation, molecular function: RNA binding; rRNA methyltransferase activity. The transcript is spliced from 17 exons.
UUGAGGCAUAAAAAAUUGAGAACUGCCAAGCGUGUAACGCGAAACUAAACAUGGCGCAAGGGUUGUCUCUGGUUUCGCCUUUCCCCACAGAACCUCAGAAAUCUUCGUCUUCUUCCAUUCUGUUGAAGCUUCCCCAUAGAACUCGCAGCACCAACACAUCCAUUCCCACCACUAACAAAGGUCCUGCCAACCGUUCUCUAAAACCCCAGAAGCUGAAUUCAGAGAUUUCUCCUCAUAGAGCUGUGUCAGCGGUGAGGUUGAUGCGGAUUGAGUUUGGUGGUGCUUUUGCUGACCUUCUCAACGAGAAAGGGAAAGGUUCGGGUGAAAAUGAGAUGGGUUAUGUUCAAAGAACGCUUGGCUUUCGAACCCGGGAAUUAAAUCACCACGACCUUAGAUUGGUUACCGAUAUUGUUGGGGGCACAAUUCGUUGGAGAAGAUACCUUGAUCAUUUGAUUAGUUCAUUAUGUCAUGAUAAAGAUAUAUCUAGCAUGGAACCUCUUCUCUUACAGAUUCUACGAAUUGGCUUCUAUGAGAUUGUCAAAUUAGAAAUGCCACCUUAUGCUGUUGUAGAUGAGAAUGUUAGGCUUGCAAAAACUGCGCUCAGACCAGGUGCUGGCAACAUGGUCAAUGGAAUCCUGCGAAAGCUAGUUGUGCUCAAGGAAAAUGAAACUCUUCCUUUGCCCAAAGUGGAGGGCGAUGAUCGUGCUCAAGCACGGGCUCUGGCAACUCUCUAUUCACAUCCAGUUUGGAUGGUAAGGAGAUGGAUAAAGUGUCUUGGCCAGGAAGAAGCCAUUAAGUUGAUGAUAUGGAACAACAGUGAACCCAGUUUCAGCUUAAGAGCAAACAGUGCUAGAGGAUUUUCAAGAGAUGACCUUGUGACACAGCUUAAUGCUUUGAAGGUCCCCCACAAGCUUUCAAUGUAUUUGGAUGAAUUUGUUCGUAUCAAAACUGGGUUGCAGAUUAUCAUUCAUGCUGGCCUACUCAAAAAGGGUUUAUGCUCAGUUCAGGAUGAGAGUGCAGGUUUAAUAGUUUCUAUUGUGGAUCCUCAGCCUGGUGAAACUAUUGUUGAUUGUUGUGCUGCUCCUGGUGGAAAGACCCUCUACAUGGCCUCUCAUUUAAGUGGCCAAGGUAUGAUAUAUGCUGUUGAUGUAAAUAGUGGCAGGUUGAGAAUUCUUAAAGAGACAGCAAAGUUGCACCAAGUAGAUGGUGUCGUUACCACCGUACAUGCUGAUCUCCGUACAUUAACUGAGGAUAGCGGACCACUCAAAAGUAACAAAGUUUUGUUGGACGCUCCGUGCUCUGGACUUGGUGUUCUUUCAAAGAGAGCAGACCUACGUUGGAACAGGAAGCUGGAGGAUAUGGAACAACUGAAGAAAUUACAAGAUGAGCUCCUGGAUGCUGCAUCCAAAUUGGUAAACCCUGGGGGUGUGUUAGUUUACAGUACAUGCUCCAUAGAUCCUGAAGAGAAUGACGAGAGGAUAGCAGCAUUUCUUGUAAGACAUCCAGAUUUUCAUAUUGACCCUGUAGACAGAUAUGUUCCACCUGAUUUUGUGACACACAGUGGUUUCUAUUUCUCCAACCCAGUAAAACAUUCACUGGAUGGCUCAUUUGCAGCACGUUUGGUACGAGAUUCAUAAAACGAAUUUCAGGGAAAGCCUUGGUCAUUCCAUCCCCAGUUGGAUGACAUCAAUGAAAAAGAAGAGGCUGCUGAAGUUGCUUAUGUGCUGGUCUGUCUCUCCAAUGCUUCAUGCUUUGAAAUCAAGCACGUGCCGUCAGUAGGAUGAUACUUCACCUCCAUAUCAGACCUUUUGAUUUCUCUUCCCAUGAAAGGUUUAUAGAGGAGAUUGCCAGUGAGUUCUCUUUCAUCAGGGGCUUUCAUAAGAUGAUGAGUUUAUGAUAGAGAUUUAUGAUAGAGGUAGAGGUAGAGUUAGAGAAUGCUUGUAAUCCUCUUCAAAAAGAGAGACUUUAGAUUUCUUUCAUAUUUGUUGAGAGUUUAGAGAUAUUGUAAACUAUCCUUGUGAAAUGAGAUUGAGAAAAACACUUGCUUUGGUUAAAAGAGGUAUUGUAUUCUUAUUUCAUAAUGAAGAUAAUUUUCUAGACUUCA